Oncorhynchus kisutch (coho salmon) is the source of this 7025-nucleotide messenger RNA. Its product is annotated as potassium channel subfamily K member 10. Bases 3854 to 5473 code for a protein of 539 amino acids. Gene Ontology annotation, molecular function: potassium ion leak channel activity; outward rectifier potassium channel activity. The transcript has 7 exons. The record is from RefSeq and is a predicted model, not a curated record. Gene Ontology annotation, cellular component: plasma membrane. Gene Ontology annotation, biological process: potassium ion transmembrane transport; stabilization of membrane potential. Lineage: Eukaryota; Metazoa; Chordata; Actinopteri; Salmoniformes; Salmonidae.
GGAGUUAUUGUGACAGGGUAGGAACUAAAGUGUUGAUAGGUGUUUCCUACAAUCUUUGGCUACAUUGAAUGUUUUCUCUUAGUUACUUCAUGUAGCUAACAUAUUCUUGCUUUGCGUUUACCUCUAAUUUAGAAGAUACUGUUGCACAAACAUGCUGAUUUAGGUCUACACCAUCACUGGUAUUAUCAGGCUGUAUAGCUAAUUACGCUUGCUCUUACUCAGUACAUUUAUUAGCUAGCUAGCGAUUAGCGUAAGCGGCUAACAAGAUUUAGGAACGUCUUGCUAAGAACAGACACACUAGUGGUUUGCAGAUGUAAGAAACACAAGCUAAUAGUGUAAUUAUAGAAUGCUAGUAGAUUUAUAUGAAGAAGCAAAGUGUCAACUGCAUCGUUGUCAUCAACAUUGUUGCAUAUGCUGCAUUGACCAUGCAGAUUGGACGCAAGUGUUGUGGUCGAGGAAAAACAAAAGCGCUCCUUGAGUGACAGGAGAUGGGGCUAGGUCUGUGUGGAAAGUGGCAUGGAGAGAGAGAGAAACUAUAAAAGUGGACGUUACACACUGCGUAUCACAUUUAACAAACCAAACUUUCAAAUACCGUUAUAGAAGGUAAAGUAAAAACCCAAACCAGUCCAUGCAUCAAUACUGGUAUACCUCCCAGCUCUAGUGGAGUUGACAUUUUCACACGUUACUGUAGAUGCCCCAAAUGUUAAUCCAUAUUUCAGUGCCAACAGCACAGUCGACAUCGACUAUUUCCUUCGCUAAAUCGUAAUGACAUAUCCCCCAGCACAGCACAUUUACACUUCCUCUUGCUUCCAUCAUCAUGCUUACCCACUUUGCUUUCAACUCCAUAUUCCUACAGAGUUUUACUCAUGAGUCUCCGUCGUUUCCUUGGAUCUGGUGUGCUCGUGCCUUACUGGCAUGCCUCACUGAGCUUUUCGAAUCCAGCACCACAUUGCACUUUUUCAACACACCCAUAUGAACUGCGGAAAAGUUUGACACCGGUGUGCAGAUCCGUAGCUUCUGACUGCAGUAACUUGUUAGAAGGGUCGAGGAGCAAUAAACUUAAAGCUUGGCUUACAUCUGUGCCAUAUGCGCGAAUAGAUUUGAUUUCACUGAGCAUCUCUGUGAUGUUCACUUAAUAUCAGAAUGACUGACACCGUGGAAAGAUGGCCAGUCCAUCUCUGAUCAAUAAUUAUUUUCAGUUUUUCCCCAGUGUACUGUGCAGCCACUGUGGGUUUCCUGAAGAAAGUGUACAGGGAGCAACACACGUUGAAAAUGUUCUAGGUUCCUCCACCUCUGCUAGCAGGUUGCUCAGUGAGCUUGGCAUUGGUCUCGACAUGAUGGUCCUCAGUUCUUUUCUAAUUAUAUGCCUGGCCCCUCCACCCCAUAGAGUAGGCCCUGGUUUCAUCCCACCCGGAGCCACAUAUUGGCUAUGGCUCUGAUCCCAACCCCAAAAUUACUGAGGUCGUCUGUUUUUUUUUUUUAAAGGACCUUACUACUGAAUAGUGUCUGUUCCGGGUGUGUAGGUGUCAAAAUAAGAAUAGUGGAAGAGAUGGAGACCUGCACAAUGUCAAAAAAUACAUCCAAAACUGAGUCUUGAGUGCAAAAUAAAUAUCUUUACUAAAACAUCAGGGUGCCCCAAAAAAUCUUUGUUUUGUUUUCAACUUACGCACUAACAUUUCGGCCUCAGUGUAAAUCUUGGCAUCACAUGAGGCUACUGAGGGGAAGAUGGCUCAUAAUAAUGGCCGUAAUGAAGGCGAAUGGAAUAGCAUUGAUGUAUUUGAUACCAUUCCACUUAUUUCUGCUCCAGCCAUUACCACGAGCCCGUCCUCCCCAAUUAAGGUGCCACCAACCUUCUGUGGUCGGCACAAACACCUGGCUUCUAUUUCAAGGAUAAUUGCACAUGUCACAUGAUCAAGCAAGAAAACACAUCAGAAAACCGAUGAAUCAGUACCUAGUACAAUAGAAUGCAUGAUCUAGAUUAUAUACAAAAUCGGACAGAGAAAUAUAAUCAAUUAUUGCUUUUAAACAUACCAUGUGAACAUUUCCUCAAUGAUCCCAACCCUAAUUAGGAGACCUCUCAAUCAUCAUUCUCACGCUUGUACAUUGGUAAUUGUCAAUGAAAAAUAUCAAAGCUAAGGAUGGCUGGGCUUGGUUAAAAUCCUGGAUGGGAGACCAAAUGGAUAGUUGUAGGUAAAUCAACUCUCCAGUAGGAGGUGCUGUCCAGUUCUCUUUUUUCUGAUGGUGGAUAUAACAUUGCAGAUCUGACAUUGUUUCAAAGGUACAAAUUCAACAUAGCCAAACCUUGUGUAAAAUAUGUUGAAAAUUGGUUACCAUGAUGACAUAAUUCUAUGUUGAAAUUUCACCCUUAAAAAACAGUUUACGUUGAUGACUUUUUACAAAUCCAAUGUAUUUUCCAUGUAGAUUCCACGUCACAAUAUGUUGACAAAUUACAUUGAAACAACGUUGAUUCAACCAGUUUGUGCCCAGUCGGAAGAGCGAACCAUGUUUUCUAUUGGCCUUUUAUGUAUAAAAAUAUAUGUGAACAUGUGUGAACAUAAUUUAUAUGUGAACAUAAUUUAGUCACUCACCAAGGUCUAUGCCCUUGUUUAUUCUAUUUGAGGGGAAUUGACAAUGGCCACACUCUAGUCAGUUGAGGUGAAGGCUAAAAUGGCUAAUAUAAUGCCAUUAAGUUAAAGACACCUUGGUGUGUUACAGUUGCUGCAGUAUAGGGCUCCAUUGAGAGAUGGGCUAAAAACACAUGACCUCAUCGGACUUAGAGCUCGAGCUCUGCAUGGGUAGUUCCCGCCAAUCCUGCAUGUAUGGCACGUCCAUGCGGCUGCCCUCUUCUCGUGCACGGUCACAUGUUUACCCAGCCGCCUCUCCAACCACCAGUGUAGCAAGUGAUUUACCUGUCUAGCUGUUAUCAUCAGUAUGACCUUCUGGGAGAAAUGUCAGCCGUGAUUUAUGGGAUACAUGCAGCCAUGUGUUGCACAUACAAUUAGUCUCCUUUUUGUGGCAGGCAGAGUUUACCGUUGCUCAUCAAAAUUCAUUGAACCUGCAAGAACACUGUAGUGAAUGUUUUUCCUUACAGUGACAUUAUUAAAUGGUUACAUAAAUCACCAGCACUAAUUCCAUUGGUUUUCAUCACCAAAAUCAAGGCUUCUUUGUAUAGUGUGUACCCAUGAGAUGUGCCAGAACGGUGACUACUUUCAAGCAUAAUCUUACAUAAUGUGAUGAUGACAACGAGCAUCUUGAAGGUAUGACGAUGAGGCUCAUGAAAAAGAAGCAAUGCGGCUGGAAAAAACAUUUUCAAUGCUUUGGCUAUGAAUUGUGAAUGUUUAUAACUACAAAUCCAUAUCACAAGGGGACAAACAAAUUAACCCCCGGUUUUCUUUUCAAAUAUUAUUCAGACAGUACAGCAUUAGGACAUCAUCUACCAACCCAUAAUUUUUUCAUAUAGAAGGCUCACUUUUUAAUCAUAAUAACAUAGCAUUCUCAGCCUGCUUGAGGCUAUGAGCCAUACCCGUCCAGAUCCUGUGAAUCCACUGGCUGAAAUAGCGCUCUGAGGUGCCUGCUUUUAACCGUAAUGGGUUUUCUGAAAGCCCACAGAACACUUUGAGAUUCACUCUCUGUCUCUCUCGCUCUCUCUACCAUCUUAAAACCUCAAGCAUCAAGACACACUCCACUACUGUUUCAUUGUCAUACUCCUGGGACUGAUAGACUGAAGCCCAAACUGCCCAGGAUAUCAAGCCCAGUUCCAUAUGGUAUUCUUACAAGGUUAUUCACCUAUUCCUGACAUGCAUACGUGGCAGCCCAGACCAAUCUGUUCCCCCAAAAGAAGGUCCAGCCAGGCAUGAUGAGUUCCAGCCUGGUGCAGGCCAGUGUGGCCACCAUGCAGAACCCCAUGGGCUGCACUGUUCCCCGACUCUCUCCGUCAAGGCCCGCCAGCAUGGUGGCCAGCAUGGAGGCGGUGGGUGAGGACGGCUCGCCCCUGUUUACCGUCAUGAAGUGGAAGACUGUGGUGGCGGUGUUUGUGGUUGUGGUGGCCUAUCUGGUCGGGGGAGGUCUGGUGUUCCGGGCCCUGGAGCAGCCCUUCGAGAGCAACCAGAAGGUGACCAUCACUGCGGAGAAGGCAGCGUUCCUGCAGAAACACCCCUGUGUCUCACCGACGGAGCUGGAGGCGCUCAUCAAGCACUCUGUAGAUGCUGUGAAUGCUGGGGUCAGCCCGAUAGGAGACACAUCCUAUAACUCCAGUCACUGGGACCUGGGCAGUGCCUUCUUCUUCGCCGGAACAGUCAUCACAACCAUAGGGUACGGUAACAUUGCCCCAAGCACGGAGGGCGGGAAGAUUUUCUGUAUCCUGUAUGCAAUAUUCGGCAUCCCUCUGUUUGGGUUUCUGCUAGCCGGUGUAGGGGACCAGCUAGGCACCAUUUUUGUGAAAAGCAUCGCGAAGGUGGAGAAAAUGUUCAGACGCAAACAGAACCAAAUCAGCCAGACAAAGAUCCGAGUGGCCUCCACGUUACUCUUCAUCCUGGCGGGCUGCAUCCUCUUCGUCACCAUCCCUGCAGUCGUCUUCAAACACAUAGAAGGCUGGACAGGACUGGAGGCCAUUUACUUUGUUGUCAUCACUCUGACAACUAUUGGAAUAGGAGACUAUGUGGCAGGAGGGGACCGGAGGGUGGAGUAUCGUAAUUGGUAUAGACCACUGGUGUGGUUCUGGAUCCUGGUGGGUUUGGCUUAUUUCGCUGCUGUGCUGAGUAUGAUCGGUGACUGGCUGAGGGUUCUGUCCAAGAAGACAAAAGAGGAGGUCGGUGAGAUCAAGGCCCACGCGGCUGAGUGGAAGGCCAACGUGCGCGCCGAGUUCCGGGAGACGCGGCGCCGCCUGAGCGUGGAGGUCAGCGACAAGCUCCAGCGGGCCGCCACCAUCCGUAGCAUGGAGCGCCGUCAGCUGGGCCUGGACCAGCGGGCCGUCUCCAUGGACAUGCUCUCCCCGGAACGCCGUGCCGUCUUCAACAGCCUGGACACCAACCCCUACAAGACCUCGUCCCAGGAGAGCAUUGAUACCAAGAUCAACAACCUGCGUCUAAGAGGGGCUGAGUGUGAUCCACACCGGUCUGACAAUGUGGCCGCCUCGGAGGACAACAUCUUUAAUCGCUUGGGCUCUGUCACCAAGCUGGCCAGGAGGAGCAAGAACCGCGAGCUGAAGAAAAACAUCCCAGAUGAACUACGAUGCAGGCCCUAUAGUACUCCGCCCAUGGAGAUAGGGGAGAGGAAGGAGGAAGAGGAGCAAGAUGAGGGAUUAGACAAAGAGUUCAACACCAGCCUGUCCAAUCUGCCGCUGUUCGUGGAAGUGUGCAAGCCCCAGAACGGUUUUACAGUACCAUUCAUACCACUACAGACCAAAGAUAAUGAAACUGAGGAGGAGACAUUUCAACUUGAAGAAAAGGAGCUGCAAAUCCAGAUGGAUCCUUAAGACUGUUGGCUGUUUCUCCUGAGAAUAUUACGUUUUAAACAUCACUACCGUAUGUGCCUUACAUCUCUCACUCCUUUGUGUGCUUGAUAUUGGGGGAACAGUUGUCCCUGUGUGCUAUGUAAUGUUAUUCAAUAUUCACUGUGCCGUAAUAACCUGAAGUUAAGACAUGGGCAUCAUCAGUUUCUACAAUCACGUGGUAAAAUAUUGAGAUUUGGUGUUCUUGUGGUACAGAACAACCAAAAUGAUGGUCAUGUUUAUUUUGAGGGAAGAGAAAAUGGCUGCUAAUCAGAAGAGUCAAUGAUAAAGUAAAUAAAAUGCAGUAGCAGACUGCUAUGAUGUCUCUUUGGGGAGGGUCGGACCUAUAUGCACAUAGUGUUUAGGACUAUCAAAGUCUACUAUCUGAGGUCAUUUUAGGACCAAAGAACUGAGCUGCUGAGAGAAGAACAAACAUUGUGAAAGACUGGAGAGUAACUCCGAUUUGGUCAUUUGGUCUCAUUCCAUCACAAUACAUAAACUCUAUGAAAAAUUUAUUUAAAAAAGGAAUAAACACAGCCACAUUGUGUGUGCAUGUUACAUGAGCUAAGCUGUUUAAUGUCUAAGUGUAUGACUACGCUACCAACUUCAUGAACUUUCUUUAAAACUUGAAUCUCAGGGCUUGUGGUCCUAAUGUUGUCGUUGAAAUGUGACUAAAGGAUGCUGCAUUCACACUUUGUAAAAGAGGAGCUUUGGCUGCACUUAGAAUGGCUUUCAGAAGAUGACAGUUUAUGACAAUGGAGUGGAAGAUUAGCCACAAUGCAAGGAAGGAGAAAAUGCCCCUAAUUGCACAGACAGACAGGAUACUGUCAAAUUUGAGAAUUUGGGACACAGAGGUUCUUUGGCGGUAACAUGUAUGAUAAAAAAAAUCCAAGGAUUUGCUUGAAUACAGUGUGUUACUCUGAGAUGACAUCUUUGUUAUACACAGUGUACCAUGUUACAUUGAUGUGUUCUAUAAAGAACAUUGUGUUCUGACAGAUGAGGGAUAAUGACACUGAAAACAUGCACGAAUCAACUUUGCAUUUCAAUUGUGGUUUACUAAUAGUAUUAUAAUAAUCUAAUUACAAACCCUUUAAGAUGCAUGGGUUAAAUAACAUUACCUCUAUGUAUAUCUCGCUCAAUUUCUCACCCGCGCGCACGUGCACACUUCACACACGCAUAUACACACCUAAAUUUUUAUUCCUUGUGUUUGCAUUGAUAUGGGUGCAGAAUUAGCAUGGUGUGAAUGCAGCAAAGGACUCUCAAUGCUAUAACGCUACAAAGAAAUACGUAUUAAAAAAGACAUGGAACACAAAAGCAUGCUAUUUUGCAAAAAUAUUAAUGCUAUAUGGAAGUGAUUGUAUACCACCACUUGCUUCAGAAGAGGACGGUUAACAUAGCAUUUGUAACUGCCCAUGUUGAUCUAGCAUGGGCUACACCUGCUCACUAUUUGGACGUUGUUCACAGUAUUACUUGUGCCACCAUUACAUUAAAUGUAGUGAGUGCCUUUUGGAAAUAAAUAUCACUGAAUGAAGUGCUA